AUGUCAUGUUCAAAAAGAUUUUUACCUGAAUUAACUAUUGAAGUUACAAAAUAUCUUCAGAAUGAUUAUUCAACUUUAUAUUCAUGCAUCUUAGUUAACAGAUUCUGGUGUCAUCUAGCAACUCCAUUAUUAUGGGAAAAUCCUUUUUCAAUCCGUACUGAAAACUAUAAUUUUAUUGAAAUUUAUUUACAAUUUUCAAAUGAUGAUUUUAAAACAAAAUUAAAAGAAUAUAAUAUUAUUAAUAAUUCAUUAUCUUCGAAAACACUAUUUAAUUAUCCUAGUUUUUUAAAAUACUUGAAUAUACAUAAGCUUAUAAUCUCUGUUCAAGAAUGGUAUGAUGCUUUUAAUAUUAAAGCUUCAAAAUCUGAAAAUAGUGUAUUGGAUUUGGAUUUUAAAAGAUUGAUUUGUAUAUCACUAUUUAGAAUUUUUAUUGAAAAUGAAGUAAAUUUAUAUACCCUCGAAAUUGAAAUAGACUUUAUUAAUAAUAAUUGUUAUUACCCAUGUCUUAAUGAUAUUCUUGAAUUAAUUUUACAAAAUACAAAUUUCAUCCACAAUAUUAGAAAUUUAAACUUUUUUAUUGAAAGUAUUGUAGAUUAUAGUCGCGAAUUUGCAUUGACUAAAUAUCGUAUAUUACAAAUAAUUAAUUUACAUCAAAACCUUAAGAAAAUUUUAUUAGGUCAUGAUAAUCUUCAUUUAUAUCAAGAAUUAUUAUCAUCAGAAGAUUUAUAUAAUUGUUCAAAUACUUUAAAUACAAUCAUUUUCUAUUGCAUUAAUUUUAAUUAUAUAACCAAUUUAAAUAGAAUAUUUGACCAAUUAAAUGGUUUAAAAUCCGUUCAUAUCAUUGAUUGUUUAUCUUUAAAUAAUUAUUUUGCUCAACAAAUUAUUAAUUUAACUAAACCAUUUAAACUAAAAUCUUUGUCUAUACGGGAGAUAUCAGAAUCAGAAAUUGAAUCAUUAAAAUUAUUAAUACAAAAAUCAUGUGAUUAUUUAGAAAAUUUUGGGUAUGGUGGUUCUAAAUAUGAAAUUUAUGAUUCACUAUUAGAACAACAAAUAUUAGGAUUAAUUAUAACAUGUUGCAAAAAUAUCAAAUUUCUUAAUCUGAUUAUAGAUGAUAAUCAGCAGAAGAUCUAUCAAGAAUUCAAUUUAAUUGAAAAUAUUAAACAAAAUCUUAAUUAUCUUUCAAUCACUAUAAAUAAUAUUGAAUGUAGUUCAAUUUUAUUACAAAAUUUAGGACAAACCAUUCCUUCUAAAUUAGAAUAUUUACAUUUGUAUCUUAAUUGGAUUAGAGAAUGUGAUAUUGAGGUAUUUCUAAAAAAUUCUCAAGAUACUUUUAUUAAAAAAUUAUUGAUCCGUAGCAUUUAUAAUCAAAAAGAUAUUUUACCCACUAUAAAAAAAUAUCUCUUUAAAAAGAGAAGGGUUAAGUAUUUGGCUAUUGAUGUUAUUUAUAAUAUGUAUGAUAAGAUAUCGUUUUCAUUGAAAGAUGAAACGAAGGAAUUUAAGCUGAAUGAUGUUAUAGUACAAAGUUAUCAUAGUUUAGUGAUAAAUAAACUUAAUUUUAUAAAGGAAGUUUAUUAA
This is a messenger RNA of Rhizophagus irregularis DAOM 181602=DAOM 197198, 1575 nucleotides long. RefSeq lists its product as uncharacterized. Lineage: Eukaryota; Fungi; Glomeromycota; Glomeromycetes; Glomerales; Glomeraceae. The record is from RefSeq and is a predicted model, not a curated record.